This is a messenger RNA of Punctularia strigosozonata HHB-11173 SS5, 423 nucleotides long. RefSeq names its product ankyrin. Lineage: Eukaryota; Fungi; Basidiomycota; Agaricomycetes; Corticiales; Punctulariaceae. The annotation marks the transcript as partial. Gene Ontology annotation, molecular function: protein binding. The record is from RefSeq and is a predicted model, not a curated record. The transcript has 4 exons.
AGACAUUACGCCGCGUCCAAAUCCCGCGUGGAUAUUGGUCGGUUCCUCAUAGAGCGCGGCGCCGAUGCAUGUUGGCUUCCUCUCCUCUCGCUCGUUAAUGCGCGCGAUCGCUCCAAUCAACUACCUCUUCACAGAGCAGCAACAACGGGAUCUACUGGAAUGAUACGCCUCCUCCUUCACCCUCCGCAAGAAGCAGCGCCCCAAAAGCCGCGUUUGAACACUGCGGAUCGGAUCGGGAACACGCCGCUGCAUCUUGCCAUGGAAUCUGCGCAUGCCGAAGCGGCUGUCCUUCUCAUCGAGGCGGGUGCCGAUCGUACCAGGGAAAACCUCGACUCGUUGACUCCCGAGCAAGUGGAUGGCGUUGGGGGAGAGGAACAGAAGCGAGCUCGUGCGUAUGUCAUCGAGCGCUGCGGUAAUCCCUGA